AUGGACUACCGACGCCUGCAGCUGUCGGUGCUUGCUGAAAGUAGCGUGUCCUCGGUGUGGACGAACUUGUGGGGGCCGUCGGAGGCCGAGCCAGUGCCGGACACUCUCUGGCUCACGAAGGCGCACAUCUCAAGCUCCGGCGGAGACAAGGUUAUGCCGCUGCUCACCGCGGCCUUAGACACUGAGCCACAGACUGCGGGCGCUAUGCAGGUGACUGAGAAGGCGCAGUUUCAGAGCGAGCUCACGGUCUACUAUGACUGCUGGCAGCCCGGGGAGGCCCGCGUAGAGCUUCGUCUGACUCUGGCCGCCGACGAAGAAGGCAACCACAGCCAAGAGAUAUGUCUGGCCUGGUCGAAGGUCUGCCGCUUAGGCUUCGAAGGCCUCGUGGUGCGGCAUGGCGAGUUUAACGAGUGGCCGAUCUUUCCGAGGUCUGAUGAGAACGACAGCAGCGCGCCCACACCGCCCCUGCUGGAUGCCGAAGGCAUCCUAGAGGAUGUCACUAAACUACAGCUCUCCUCACCAGGUGGCGCCAUCCGGUUACAGCCGCCCACAGUAGCCAGCUCAGAUGACAAGCUGCUGAAGGUUGACAUCAGGGGUGCGGCAGUGACGAUGGCUCAAGGAGACACCUUCCUAGAGGUGGGCAGCGAGCCCACCGAGUUUACGGUCGUUUAUACUUGCCAGGGGGCUGGCACUGCCGAUGUGGAGUUGGGACUCUGGCGUGCCGUAGUCACAUCCGCUCACGCCGCGCAGGGAAUGCACCUGCAUUGGCGAAAGCAGUGCGGUGAGGCCACCUACAAAUUCAUGGACAUCUUUGUGAAAAGCGACAUGAACGUGACAAAGGUGCAGGCCAUCUCACGGGGCCGUCCGAUGCCGGGCUUCGAGCCUCCCUGCCGGAACCAGAGCAAGAGCAGCCACCCGGCCGUGGAUGCCGCCAGCCCGAAGUCACCAUCCCGUACCUGUGGCUCCCAGCAGCCCACAUUGGAGGUCACCGCCAAGGAGAGUAAGUCUGCCAUUGAGAUGCGUGUGGACCCGGAAGGCUUGGUCAUGCCCCCGGCCCUGCAGCACCAGCCGGACGUCUCCUUUGACCAGCGCAUCGUGAAAGCCUUCAUCUCACGGAUGCCCGAGCAGUUUGCGCGCCUGGGUCGGAGCAAAGUGUGCCCCAACUGUGGCGACUCCCUCCGGGCCGGCCAAGGGGUGCCAAAGGCCGCUUCUCAGACGAUGAUGCUCAAGUACAUCUGCCACAAAGAGGGCGUCAGCCCGAUCAUGGUGACGAUCUAUGUGGAGGGCUACAAGCCCAUCGACUUCGCCUGGCGCAAGCGCUGUCAGGAGCCCAAGAAGCCCCGAAUCGGCAGGGCGCUGACUGCGCCCCAGGCCAUGACCAUGGCGUUCUUGGUCUGUGGACUCAUCGGUCUGGUCGUUUGCAUGGUUUGCCUUUUCUGCAGUUCCGACUCCAAAGAGAAGGAGAAGCUUUUCUUGGGACGAGGAUCCAGCAAGGGAGGCCGGAACAUCGAGUUCGGUCGUGUCGGCCCCGACUCACAAAGAGUUGGUAUUGGGUCAGACGAAGAGAUUGUCUUCCACUGA
Molecule: messenger RNA, 1581 nt
Organism: Symbiodinium natans
Lineage: Eukaryota; Dinophyceae; Suessiales; Symbiodiniaceae
Source: the annotation of a GenBank genome assembly